Molecule: messenger RNA, 3419 nt
Organism: Dalotia coriaria
Lineage: Eukaryota; Metazoa; Arthropoda; Insecta; Coleoptera; Staphylinidae
Gene: Oga
Product: O-GlcNAcase
Exons: 8
Coding region: 53-3106 (1017 amino acids)
Biological process (GO): glycoprotein metabolic process
Molecular function (GO): beta-N-acetylglucosaminidase activity
Source: RefSeq, a predicted model, not a curated record
CCAGUUAGUCGGCAUACGUCGUUUAUUUGCGUUUAUUUGGGCAACAAUAAAGAUGGCCGAUGCUCCUAACCUGCCAAUAUCGGAAAAUUUGAACACAAAAAAUGGAAAUUUUAUUUGUGGCGUAGUCGAAGGUUUCUAUGGAAGACCAUGGACGACAGAACAGCGAAAGGAAUUGUUCCAGAAGAUGAAAAAAUGGGGUAUGGACUCAUAUGUCUAUGCCCCAAAGGAUGACUACAAACACAGAGCAUAUUGGAGAGAAUUAUACACAGUAGAAGAAGCAGAACACCUCACAAGUCUAAUCACAGCUGCCCGCGAACAAAAUAUCAAGUUUUACUACGCCCUAUCACCCGGACUGGACAUCACCUACAGUAAUGUGAAGGAAAUCUUAGCUUUAAAGAGGAAAUUGGAGCAGGUCUCACAAUUUGGCUGUGAUGCAUUCGCACUGCUUUUCGAUGAUAUCGAACCAGAGAUGUCUGAAGCUGAUAAGGAGGUAUUUCAAUCGUUUGCUCACGCGCAAGUUUCCGUCACGAACGAUAUCUAUCAACACCUCGGGCAGCCGAAGUUCCUACUCUGCCCCACACAAUAUUGCGCGACGCGCGCCGUUCCCAAUGUUACAAACUCCGAGUAUCUCAACACUCUGGGGUCAAAAUUAGCGCAGGAGAUCGAGAUUAUGUGGACUGGCCCGAAGGUCAUCUCAAGGGUACUUACAAAGGAAUCCAUUCAAGAGAUAACCGAUGUUUUGCGCCGGCCGCCGGUGAUAUGGGAUAAUCUACACGCGAAUGACUACGAUCAGAAACGAGUUUUUCUUGGCCCGUACUCGGGUAGAUCUCCGGAUUUAAUUCCGAAGUUACGCGGAGUAUUAACUAAUCCGAAUUGUGAAUAUGGGGCGAAUUUUGUCGCGAUUCAUACUCUGGCGCAAUGGUCAAGAUGCAAUGUUGAUGGACAACGUGAUUUAACUUUAAAUGAUUCAGUAUCAGCAGACAUAAAACUCGAGACCGAGACUGAAGAUGGAAUGUCCGGCGAAGAUGUACCACUUACUCUUUCAGCAAACAUGUAUCAUCCGCGGCAGGCGCUUAGAAACGCAAUCACCGAAUGGCUGCCGGAGUUCUCCCGGCAUAAAAACGCCUGGGGCCCAAUUGCAAAGCCGCAGCCUGCAGUCGCGAUCGCUCCCGUCCCGAUAAUUCCGUCGAUUAACACCUGCAUGAGCCUAACUACCUCCACCACCACCACGAACACGGCGACGACUAGCGUCAUGGUUGCUACCACGCCGGUGGUCAACACCACGCAGCUGCAGGCGCUGGCUGAGGUUUGCAGCACUGUUAGCGUAUCCGCCAAUGAGAGUCUCAUCAAUCCACUUCCAGGCCCGGUGAUGAAUUCACUGGUAUCUCCGACGAAGGUGAUCUGCAACGAGGCUAUUCCCAAUCCGAUUACUCCAGCGCCGAUUCCAGUCAAGGUCAUCGCGGAGAAUGAGCUGCCACCGCCGAAUAUCACGAUUCUCAACGGUAGUAGUAAGGAUCUUGAUGGUAAGGCAGAGAAUGAUAAGACGGAUGUGAGCAAUGAGAGCAGUUUGAGUCCAUCCGAGCCGAUGGAUUGUAAUUCCACGCCGAAUAUUUCACCGGCGCAUAAUCCGAAGAACGCUGAUUCGAGUGAUGAUGUCGCAAUGAGUGAAGUUUCACUUUCGAGCGGCACAGGUAGCGCUAGUAGUAGUCUUCCAUUGAGUGACGCCAUGUUGGUUGAGAAUCCACCGCAGGAGAUCGAAAAUGAACGCAAACAAAGCGAUCAAUUGACAGUUGAAGAUCUACAACUGCUUUGUGAUUUGUUUUAUUUACCUUUUGAGCAUGGCGGACAGGGAUUGCAGAUUUUACAGGAGUUUAACUGGUUGAAAUCGAACGCACAAGUUGUUAUUAAUGCAAAUCGCGCAGCAGAAAACACUGAUUGUAAAAAUGCACCUGAAGCGCAGGAAUGGCGCAUGCGUGCUGAAAAAAUGAACGAAAUGACUGUUGGGAUUAAUAGAUUGCUGCAAAGAUUAUCAAUGUGUAACAAUCGUGAACUCCUGCAUGAUUUACAUUCGUAUGCGUGGGAUAUACGUGGAGUCAUUUCGCUGCUCAAUUCUUACAUAAAAUGGCUUGCUGGCGGCCAUUUUCCAUCCUCUAUGCCAUCAUACACGCAAGGAACUUACACAUGUACGCAUCACCAACGAGUGGAGUUUUUAUUUCUAGUAUAUUUUAGUUGUUUUUGUAGAUACUUUUCUUUUUUAUCUUCGAGCACUAGGCGUGUGUUUUGCAGAGCAUUGUUCUUUAAGUGCAUUGUGUUUUUUUUCACUCUAGGGUUCUCCAAGGGCUGGAAGGAGACUUUUAUGAGUGGUGAUCAAGAGCCGUGGGUGUUUCGAGGGGGACUUACUGCUGAUCUUCAGAGGCUUAUACCAGUGGAUUCCGGAAAUGAUCUCUUCGUUUACAAGGCUCCCGACGUGCCAUCUUGUAAAGUUUACACCGUGCGACCUUAUUUAGCCUCCGAUGAAGACAGCGUGUAUUCCAUUUGCACGCGGACGUGUAAAGAUGGCUUGGAAGAUUGUCAUCCGUAUCCGGAAAAGUACAAACAUCUGCAUGCGGAUAGGAUUGUCGGACCAUACGUGGCCUUCCAUCCGGAGUUUUGCAUCGUCGUGCAGGAUGAGUGUGAAGUUGUAGGAUAUGCAUGCGCUGCGCUGGAUUAUAAAAAAUUCCGCGUGAAGCAAGAACUUGCUUGGAUACCGGAAAUGUGCGCUAAGUAUGGUAAACUGGAAGAUGCGGAGAAUAACAGCGAAUUGUCUAAAUUCGCAAAGGAAGGCAUUGGGUACUUUCAUAAAUUUGCCGAUGAACCUACGCUUAACAAUAUUUCACAAUCCAGUUCAAUGGUUUGUAGUUUAUUGCCGUCGGUUUUGGAUCAAUCUGUGGGUAAACAACUGGUUACUUGUUUAUUGGCAGCUUUACGUGCAAACGGUUCUUUUGGUGUUCAUGUCAUCGUGAACGCAGCAGACAGCUACACACACUCGUUCUAUGGCAAGCUGGGUUUCAGCGAGAACACUUCCCAAGUGAUUCCCGGCAAGAUCGUCAUGGCGCGCUCAUUUUAAUUGAAAUGUUUUGGUGAUGGAAACGAAUAUCAUGUUUAAUUGAUUGCUACGACUGAUUAUAUACUUGCAGUUAUUUAAGCUAAACACACAUAUGUAUUUGGAUUUGAUACUUGUGUCUUCUGUGAGACCAACAAAACAAAACAAAACAGAUUCUAGUUAUGUUGAGAUACUCUUCUACGUCUUAUCUUAUACCUGUGUGAAAGAUGUGCAGCUCUUACUUUUUCAAUUCAUCGGUAGUGAAUGCAUGCGAUUAAAGUUUAAUUACAUUUGAAAAUGACAUAUUGUACUAUAUCAAAUAUAUACAUAACUUAAA